This is a messenger RNA of Vanessa tameamea, 1095 nucleotides long. Its product is annotated as androgen-dependent TFPI-regulating protein-like. The transcript is spliced from 4 exons. Gene Ontology annotation, cellular component: endomembrane system; membrane. The coding region runs from base 124 to 1095 and encodes 323 amino acids. Lineage: Eukaryota; Metazoa; Arthropoda; Insecta; Lepidoptera; Nymphalidae. The record is from RefSeq and is a predicted model, not a curated record.
GUCGCCCGUAGCCUUAGUUCGGGCGGUUAAUUAGUCUUAAUUAUUUAGUUUAAUUUUAAUUAUAAUUAUACAAAAUAUAUUAAUAAUAAACGUACAGUAAUAUAAUAAUAAAUAAUUUUAAAAAUGGAAGAACUAUGGCGCGAUACGAAUAUAUUUUAUAAUGUUCUGUGUUUCUUGAUAACGGAAAAUGAAAAAUUAUUUGAUCGGAGUGAUUCUAAUUUGUAUUGGAGGACUGUAUUCCAUAUAUUCGGUAUUCUCCAUCAUGUAUAUAUCGGAAUAACUGCUCCCAGCCUUAACAUUGUCAACAAUCCAAACCCAGACAUUAGAAUUUUAUAUACAUUUAAAGCGGCCUACCUUACCGGAUGGAAUUUUACCUUCCAGACCGUGUUCCUCGGUCUGUCGCUGGUGCAUGAUAUCCUGGAGUGGCUGGACAAGCAAGAAAACUCAUUAGCUGCAAAGAUUAGAUACUGGAGAAAUAUCAUAUUCAGCGGAAUGGUGGUUCCGUUUACCUUAUUCGUAACGGCCAUGUUCUGGUCUGUGUACGCCAUCGAUAGAGAGCUGGUUUUCCCGCGGAUUUACGACCAGGUUGUACCCUGGUGGUUCAACCACUGCGUCCACACCAACAUAACGAUUGUCGUCAUCAUCGAAACAUUGCUUCAAGCGAGAAGAUACCCCACUAACCAAAGACUGGAGCUGAUUCUCUACUGGAUAGUUGCUUUUUCGUACGCUAUAGUAUAUUACACGAUAUACUUCUUCACGGAUCGCUGGCUGUACCAGGUCUUCGGUACAAUGAACUGGUGGCAAGUUUGUUUAUACCAAUUAGGAAUCUGGUUGGUUUCAUACAUCUUCUAUAAAAUCCAGUUUCCGAUCAACAGAUUAAUCCACGGUCACGAAGAUAAUGAAACAAAUACAGAAAAAUCUGAUGAUGAUGACAAAGAUAAUGCCGUCAAUAAUAAAAUCAACGAAAACGAUACGGAAAUAAAUAAAACGAAGACAAUUGAAAAUAGUCAAACUAUAACAGAUUCGAACACAAGAGUGUUACCUAAAAAAACAUGGAGCUUAAAAUUUAGGAGCAUCAAUAAUCACACAAAUUAA